AGUAAUAAAGAACCUACUUGAACUCUGUUUCCUUUAAAUUUUUAACUUUCUCCGUUGUUUCGACAAUAACAUUGUGUUUAUUGUUCCUUAUAAGGUCACUUAGAAUUUAUUCCCUUUGAAUUUUUUAGUAGUUUUAGAAUCAUUGGUUUUGUGUUUGACCAAAGGACCAUGAGGUACCAGGCAAGCAUAAAGAUGAAGCAUCUACUCCUCCUCGUGCUAACGGUGGUGGCGACCUGUUGUGCCCAGCAGCAGUACUACAACCGCUAUGACAACGUCAAUGCAGACUCCAUCGUAGCCAACGAGAGAGUGCUGCUGGCUUACUACAAGUGCGUCAUGGAUAAAGGACCUUGCACUAAGGACGGAAGGAACUUCAAGAGAGUCCUCCCAGAAACGCUGUCCACAGCCUGCGGCCGCUGCUCCCCCAAACAGAAGGCUAUCGUGCGCACGCUCCUCCUCGGCAUCCGUGCCAAGAGCGAGCCGCGCUUCAACGAGCUGCUGGACAAAUACGACCCGGACCGCUCCAACCGGGAUGACCUUUACAAGUUCCUGGUCACUGGCAACUAGGCUUCAAGCUGUAAAUUCAGAUUCUGAUAAAGAGGCUCACUAGCAGUUCACUGAUCGGUAACCAGUCAGAAAUCAGCGUUGUCACUUUUAACUUCUGACCGACAGACCGAUACCGUAUGG
This is a messenger RNA of Leguminivora glycinivorella, 684 nucleotides long. Its product is annotated as ejaculatory bulb-specific protein 3-like. The coding region runs from base 169 to 564 and encodes 131 amino acids. The transcript has 3 exons. Lineage: Eukaryota; Metazoa; Arthropoda; Insecta; Lepidoptera; Tortricidae. The record is from RefSeq and is a predicted model, not a curated record.